AACUCAGCUCAAUACAGCAUCACAAGGACUAUCUGCACUAACUGUGCUGGCUUGUAGAUCACUCCACGGAAACACAUUGGAUUACUUACUGCAAAGACUCCGGACGAGUUCGAUUCGGAAUUUACUUUUUGGGGCGAUUCCUGUGGAUUAUAAACUUCAAACCUCUGAAUUCAAUAUGACACUGGAAGAACUCGUUGGAUGCAACAUAACCGAUAAGAAAAUGGAGACCGUGAGUCAAGCAUUAGAAGAGCUGCUGGUAGCAGCCCAGAGGCAAGACUGCCUCACUGUAGGAGUCUACGAGUCUGCGAAACUAAUGAAUGUUGAUCCAGACUGCGUGGUGUUGUGUGUGCUAGCUACGGAUGAGGAAGAUGAGGAUGACAUCGCGUUGCAGAUCCACUUCACGCUCAUCCAGGCAUUCUGCUGUGACAACGACAUCAACAUCCUGCGUGUGUCCGGCAUCAGUCGCCUAGCUCAGGUCCUGUGCGAGCCAAGCACCGCUGACAACAACGCCAACGAGCCGAAAGACCUGCACUGCAUCCUUGUCACGAACCCUCAAUGCCAGCCUCUCAAAUGCCAAGCUCUUCAGGAGGUGGGCAGCUACUGCAAAGAGAGUCGCUGCAAGAAUCAGUGGGUGCCCUAUCUUUCCCUGCAAGAACGCUGAACACAUUUUACCGCUAUUGGUUGGCCAAGAUGGAAAAAUGGAACGAGAACCGUCAUUCUUGAAGAAUGAGAUGGGUGCUCGCGGUGGGCUGUGUGUCCGCUGAGGACGGGGCUGUUCUGACUGCUGAUUCGUCACGCGAGGGGGCUGCGAAUGUGAGAGGAACGUUCCAGGGCUGAGUGCGUUGCGCAUGUGCCCCGUUUUUCUUCCUCCACGAAAAGGAAAGUAACCUCGGUGGAGAGGUGGAACGAGUCGUGACGAGGGUUGCCGCUGCUGCUUGCCCAAGCUGUGUCAAAGCACGCGGAUGAUGGCAGCGGCGUGGGCGCGGGCGCGGGCCUCUGCUUUUCAGUGCGUGUCAAAAACUGUAUGCAUCGGUGUUGACUUGAGACCCCAUAACUGGUCGUGUGUAACCCUUCGCCUUCAACUUGUGGACAGUAGUCUUCAGUGGAGCGCGCUGUGAAUAUUGUACUGUUGGACUCUUGAGUUUGAAAGCUGUGUGACAAGGAUCAGCACACGUGGAAUGCAACUGCUGACGCAAGACUGAGAUGGAAACUAGAAACUGCAACAUGAAAUCCUCUUUGGUAUUGAUGAAAGGAAACUGCACAUAGCUGAAUGAAUUAUCUGUUAACUUAUUGCUCAUAACUUAAGAAGAGUAAUAUAUGUAUUUGACUCAAACUGUUUGAAAAUAAAUUAUUGAAUGAAACCUCA
Messenger RNA from Clupea harengus (Atlantic herring), 1366 nucleotides. Its product is annotated as growth arrest and DNA damage-inducible protein GADD45 beta. Gene Ontology annotation, cellular component: cytoplasm; nucleus. Lineage: Eukaryota; Metazoa; Chordata; Actinopteri; Clupeiformes; Clupeidae. The record is from RefSeq and is a predicted model, not a curated record. Gene Ontology annotation, biological process: regulation of cell cycle.